Rubroshorea leprosula is the source of this 1713-nucleotide messenger RNA. The record is from the annotation of a GenBank genome assembly. NCBI's taxonomy places the organism in Eukaryota, Viridiplantae, Streptophyta, Magnoliopsida, Malvales, Dipterocarpaceae.
AAGGUUUAGCACUUGCAGAAGCGAAACUGUCCCUUUCUUCCUAAAGCAUCAAAAUUCCUGAAUUCCGUUGAAUUUCGAUUCCAUCUGAAACCAUCUCCGUUCUCGUUGAAGCUCCUCCGACCGGCUGAUCUGAAAUUUUUUUGAGCUUUGCCGCUCGAUCGCAGUCCCAUGGCGACGAGGAACAGGACGCUACUGUACAAGAAACACAGAGCCGCCGUGAAGAGCGUUCGCGCUCCUCUGUCGUCUUCAUCCUCCGCUUCCAACGGUCCGGUUAUUGAAAUGGUGAACGCUUCCUUUCUUCGCUCUAAUCGCUCCUCUUAUACUCCUCUCAGCACCGAAGAAGAUCCCGGACCUUCCAGUAGUGACGCGUAUACCAUUGGAUUACCGCCGGCGUGGGUUGAUGAUUCUGAAGAAAUAGCUGGGAAUAUACAGCGAGCUCGGGUGAAGAUGGCUGAACUUGUUAAGGCUCAUGCUAAGGUUUUAAUGCCCUCGUUUGGAGAUGGUAAAGAGGAUCAACGUGCAAUUGAGGUUUUAACUAGAGAGAUUACGGAUCUAUUGAGGAAGUCUGAAAAGAGAUUACAGAAAUUUUCUGGAAGUGGUUCUUCUGAGGAUUCAAAUAUUAAAAAGAAUGUGCAGCGGUCUCUUGCAACUGACCUUCAGAACCUAUCACUGGACCUGCGGAGAAAACAGUCAACUUACUUGAAACGCUUACAGCAGCAAAAAGAGGGACAUGAUGGUGUUGACAUAGAGAUGAACUUGAAUGACAACAGAUCUAGAUUGGAUGAUGAUGAGUUAGAUGAUAUGGGUUUUAACGAGAACCAAAUGAUGAAGUUGAAGCGGAGUGAAAACUUAACUGAGGAAAGGGAGAGAGAAAUCACAGAGGUUGUCAAAUCAGUGAACGAGCUUGCUCAAAUCAUGAAAGAUCUCUCAGUCCUUGUGAUAGACCAGGGUACAAUUGUUGAUCGGAUAGACUAUAACAUUCAAAAUGUUGCUACGUCUGUGGAAGAAGGCCUUAAGGAGCUCCAGAAGGUCUCUCUUUCUCUCUCUCUCUAAAACUCACACACACAUAUGCAGAUGCACACAAGCACACACACAGACACUCAUGCCUGCCAUAUUCCCAUGUCCAUGCACUUCUACACUUUCUUCAGAAGAAAACCUUUUCUGCAGAACUGAAGUGUCUGAAAUGUGCAUGAGUCAUGCUUAUCAUCCUUUACAUCCUAUGUUACCAUAAUGGUUUUUUAAGACUUCACUGAUGAUGUGUUAUUCACUGGUGCCUUUGUUGUUGGCCGUUCGGUGUUCUGGAAUUGCAGGCAGAGCGACACCAGAAGCAAGGAGGGAUGGUGAUGUGUGCAACAGUGCUUGUUGUUUUGUGCUUCAUCAUGCUGGUCCUCUUGAUACUCAAACAGUUAUUAUUGUGAUCACAAUUUUUUUUUUUUUUUUUUCACUUGAGUAGCACCUUAUCCUGUUAAUACCACACCAAUUCGUCAAUCAUUUUGACAGCAGACAACCAAGGCAGCUUCAAAGGACUAUUGUGACAUGCACCAUAAAUCCACAUUAGAAUGGUGUAAAUCUGUAUGGAUUUUUGUACCAUAAUUUCUUCGAAGAAUUGUGUCUGAGGCCUAUUAUUUGGUGUAUGCGAGGAGAUUUCUGCUUGUAUAACCUCUCUUUCUAGCUAGUAUCAAAAGUUAAUGAUAAGAAAAAAAAAAAAAGUAU